Cryptosporidium muris RN66 is the source of this 2091-nucleotide messenger RNA. RefSeq lists its product as uncharacterized. The record is from RefSeq and is a predicted model, not a curated record. NCBI's taxonomy places the organism in Eukaryota, Apicomplexa, Conoidasida, Eucoccidiorida, Cryptosporidiidae. The transcript is spliced from 10 exons. Bases 1 to 2091 code for a protein of 696 amino acids.
AUGUUAAAUGGUAAUUUUGUAUUACAGAAUAAUCAGAAUGUUUCAUUAAAUUUUGGAGCAAACAGUGUUGAAGGAAUAGAUGCUAAGGAUAUUGACCCUGGGUCUAAUGGAUUUCAACUAAAAAUAGAGAAAUCACCAAUUUUAAUAGCUUAUGAUCUAACAUAUAUGGCAACACUUUAUCAUGAUUUUGAAGAAGAUAUAAAACUUUUUUCAUAUACCCAAGUUAAUUAUAAUCCAACAGGUUUUUGUUAUGAUGAUAUUAGGAAUUGUCAAAAGGUUCGAAAUCAAUAUUUAUACGGUACUCCAAAUCUUCCACCUGGUCAAACUAAUUGGAAUAAAGAUUCACCUGUUCCACCAGGUUCCCAAGGGGUUUGUUGUUGGUGUCCUGAGUUAUAUAUUACUUUAAAUACUAAUGCACCAUAUUCAAGAGCUACAUUACAUUGUACUUGGAUCCAACAAAGACUCUGGUGGAAUGUAUAUUUGUCAAAAUCUUGUCCUGUUUGGAUACCUCCUUGGUGGACUGCUCUUAGAAUAGGAGGAUGGAAUUGGCAAUAUUCAUUAAAUACAAGUUUAUCUUGGUUUAGUCCAAAUAAUUCAUCAAUUGAAGAAUUAUCUAGUAUUUCAUCUGUAACAAAAGAACAGGAAUGUAUAAAGAAAAAUAAACAAACUAAUUUAGAUUGUGGUCGUUUAAGACACAAUUAUUCUGGGACUCAGAUAUCAAUGCAUAUAUUAAAUUCUUCAUCUCCAUCUUUCUAUGACCCAGAUUUUGGUGCUACAAUACAAGUGAUUAGUUCAGGUCCUCCAUUUGGUAGUGCAAAUGCUAAAGAUUUAAAUGGAUUUGUAAUGUUACAGCCUACAUAUGUUCCUCCUGGGAUGCCACCUAGUUUUGAAAUACCAAUUCUAAAUAAUUAUUGUAGUUCUAAGAGUAUAAAAUGUAAUGAAAGUGAUAUUUAUUGUAAUCCUAAUAAUUGUUUGAAACCAACUUUAAUACUUCCACCCGAUACAGUCGAUUUUACUGGAGUAUCUUGUAACAAAAUAGCUUCUAGUAUAUAUACAUGGAGUUCAGUAAAUGGAAGAUUUUGUUAUCAUCCACCAUUAACAUGUCAAAAUGUUCAAAUUGCAGAUUAUUAUAAAAAACUUAUUAAGGAUCAAACUUCUGGUAAAAUUUCAGAAUUUUCUGUUGAAGCACAAAAUUCUGGGGAACCUCAGCUAAUUAUUACUCCGAGUAAUUAUAAUAGCAGUAAUAUGAUAAGUGAUGAUAAUAAUUCUACACUUCAGUUUUAUCUGGGAUAUGUUUUUGAUUCUAUAUUUGAUACUGAAAUAAUGUUUUCUGUGGAAGCUUCUUCAGUAUCAUGGGUUGCCUCUGCUGCUCCUGGUAUAAUUACUUAUAUAGAACCACCCCCAAUAGAAUCUUGUUUUGCUAUGGGAUAUACUGGAUGUCCAAUAAAAAUAUAUGUUCGAAAUAGUGGGACUUUUGAGUCUGGUUUUGUAGUUCAAAUUCCAUAUUGUACAAAGGAUUCGAAACCAACAAAUGAGGUUAAUCCUAUUAUGGCACAAUCAAGAAGUAUUAAAGCACAGUCUACUGGAGUUUUUACAUUUAUUAUAGGAGUGUCUGUGACUUCUGGAAGCAAAUAUGAAUGUACUGCUGUUUUAUAUAAUUCAUUUUCCAUACAUCUUGAUCAACAUCUAUUUACAUUUUCAACUCAAUCUUCACCAAUUACUUUGGCAGGUUCAAGAGCAGUAAUAGGACAAGCCCUGGUAAACAUAACUUCAUUAACAAAUGAAAAAUAUCCAUCUAUAUUUACAACAAAUCCAUGCCUAGCUUGCAAAUCAAAUUUUUGGUGUAUAAUUGCUAAUUUUGGAGCCUGCGUUAGAUUAGGCCUUAAAUUAGCUGGUAUUAUAUUAGCAAGUAUAAUAGGAUGUCUUGUAUUAUUUAAAAUAAUUGGAUGCUUGAUUAGUAUAUAUGGAGCUUCAAAUAAGAUCAGGAUUCAAAAGAAUAGUAAUCUAAAAAAUGAUGAUUGGGAAUAUUAUGAUGAAGCUCCAGUUUAUCAACCUCGUGUUUUAAAUUAUAAAUCUAGGUCAAAGAAAUAA